AUCCACAAAUCCCCAGAGGCAGUGGAGCUCACGAACAACCCCGCCGCUGUGGAGAUGAACAAACUGACCACGAUUGGGGAAUGCAGUGCAGAAGAUGCCAACCCUGCAGCCAAGAUCACGUGGUUCAGGAACGACGCCCCUCUGAAGGAUGACGGCAAAGGUGUGGUGAUCACGGCAUCAGAGACAGUGGACCCAGACACGGGCCUGAGCAGCACCCUCUCCAGGCUGCAGUACAUCGCAGGGAAGGAGGACGCCGCGGCCCGGUUCUCCUGCGCCGUCACUGACACUCCCCUCAGGUCCACACCUGUCCAGUUCACCAUCAACUACCCCACAGAGAAGGUGAGCCUGGAGGUCACGACCCCCGGGCCCUUCCUGGAGGGUGCUGACAUCACACUGCGUUGCCACGCCGACGGAAACCCCCCUCCCUCCAGCUACGUUUUCCACCUGCAGGGGGAGGAAGUGACGGUGGAGGACGAGGACGUGUACACGCUCAGCAACGUCACGCGGGAGAAGACCGGAGAGUACAAGUGCUCACCGCUCGACAACGCCAGCCUGCUGGCUUCCCACAACAUCACCAUUCACUAUCUGGACGUGAGCCUGAGCCCCUCUGGACGGGUGGUGAAGUCGGCGGGGGAGACUCUGCCCGUCACACUGCAGAAGGACGCCUCCAGCAAGGUCACCGUGUCCUGGACCAAGAACCAGGCCAGUCUGUCAGAGGAGCCCCAGUUUGAGCGGCUGAAGUACUCCGACUCAGGGCUGUACGAGUGCCAGGUGUCCCUGGGGGAACUGACAUCCACACACUCCUUUGAGCUGCUGGUGAAAGGGUCUCCUGUGAUCACCAGCCUGAGGGAGCAGAUGAGUGCUGAUGGGAAACACAAGGUGCUGAGCUGUGAGGCUGAGGGUUACCCCAAACCCAGCGUGGAGUGGAGCGGCAUCAACGGCACCAGCGAGGAAGAAAGCGACUACGUUGACGGCAAGGUCACUCACCGGCUGACUGUCAUGCCCAAAGCCAACCUGACCGUCACCUGUUUGGUCAUGAAUGACCUGGGAAGUGACAGCAAGAACACAAAGGUCUCAUCCUGUAAUAUGGUUCACAUUGAUGACAGAGAGGUGACAAUGGACAAACAAGACCAAUCAGAGGAGUCUGGGGACCAGACCAAGCUGGCCGUGGGGAUCGUCAUCGCCCUGCUCCUGGCUACGGUAGCUGUGGCCCUGGGCUACUGGGUGUACAUCAAGAAGUCAAAACAAGGCAGCUGGAAGACGGGGGAGGAAGAUGGCAACACGGAGGAGAGCAAGAAGUGGAGGCCCCUCAGAAGAACCCCUCAAAGACACCUCAAGAUCCCCUCAGAACCCCUCAAAGAUCCCCUGCACGCUGGACCCCCAUAG
Messenger RNA from Clupea harengus (Atlantic herring), 1386 nucleotides. It is a transcript of the gene alcamb, whose product is annotated as CD166 antigen homolog A-like. The record is from RefSeq and is a predicted model, not a curated record. Gene Ontology annotation, biological process: cell adhesion. Gene Ontology annotation, cellular component: plasma membrane. NCBI's taxonomy places the organism in Eukaryota, Metazoa, Chordata, Actinopteri, Clupeiformes, Clupeidae. The transcript is spliced from 14 exons. The coding region runs from base 55 to 1386 and encodes 443 amino acids.